ACACCUGUGAAGGAGUACAAGCCUGCUAGACUGAUUCCCUGACCUUGCAAAUCCCCAAAGUCUAUAAAUUGCUGUUUCUCUGAAGUGGGGUCAGGGAGCCAGACCACAAGAACAUGAUUGGUUUACUUGGUUGUUCCAUCAUCUACAAGUCAGUUUAACAAUAUUUGCUAUAACAUACUAAUCCUCCAAAUCCAUUUAUUUCUGCAAGUUGCAGCAAAAGCAAAUGUUGUACAUUCCCUUUAAGGCAGAAAGUUCAGUGUUAGCUGAUUCCACGCCCAAUGUUCCACAGUGUUUGGAUAUGUGGCUGUGGUAAAUUUUCUGUGAUUGGUUAUUGAUUGUUGUGUCAGUACCUGACAGUAAGUAGUCAGUGUGCAAAGGUUAUGCCCAAAUGUUUUCAAUGAGCAAACUUUGGGGCUCACAGUUAAAACAGAAAACCCCUGAGCUGGCCUUAAAAUAUAUCACAACAACAGCGCCCUCAGUUGUCCCAAAAAACAGUUGCUAUCUAUGUCGUCAUCCAUAUGAUGAGUGCAGUGUGAGUGUUCAACUUGCUUGUUUUUGUUUAUUGCUUAUUGCUUAUUGCACGUCUCUACAUUCCAAAACCACUGUGCAUCAGUGGAUUGCUCCUAAUUAAAAGUCGAUAAAGCUGUAAUGUUAUACAUUGUACUGCCAUAUAUAUAUAUACAGGGCUGGUUUUCACCCCAUACAUAAAAAAACUCGACAGCCAUGAGCAGCACUCCCCCUUCCGAUUGGACGAAGCUCACGCGUGCGGAUAGUACGUAGUACAGUUAACUUUCGUUAAAACAAACUCGACCGGACCUAGCCAAACUGUUUACAAUGUACGGUGUAUACACAUGUAUCAGCAUUUUGCAUUAACACGUACGUCUAGAGCUUCGGUCCCAUUAAUAAUUGUACACAUCAAUACAGAGUCGGGACCAAGGCUUUAUGUUCGCUGUAACCAGGAUUCGUUUUAACAGAGUUUAUAAUAACGAGAAUCGACUGUACUUUUCUGGCGGUUUUCAAAUGUACAUGUAUUUCGACAUGUUUACAUUGCAAUUUGCUUGGUUGGGUAAAUACCACAGUGCCCAUAGGUGAUUAUAGACUUGACCUUGUACCUAAACCAAAGUAUGUCAUGCGGGUUUUUUUCCCUGUUAAAAUUUGCUUUUUGUUUUGUUUUGUAUAAUACAAUGUAUUUAAAUAAAAAGUGCCCAUUGCUUGUAAAAUAUCCACCCUUCUGCUUCCCAAAGACGUAAUAGAGUGAAUUAUGAGGUGAACUGGGACCGGUCCGCGCCCUUUGGUACCUACAUGUAACAUUAAUUUACUACGGAUUACACCGUAUAACUGCCAAAGCCUGUUGAUGUGGUUUGAUAGAAAGGGUGACCAUUAAUACUGCUACAGCUUGUGUAGCAGCCUUUUAAACCUGUCAAUUGUACCAAUAUGAGGCCGGUUUAGAGACAGUAAAAACUUGUAACCUGAUAGAUGUUGACCCAUAUAGGGUUGCUGACUACGGAUUGUCACUGAGAGAGGGUUAAAUAGAUUAUCAAUGCGGUUUUCAACUGCCUUCUUAGUAUUUUAAUGUCAGUGAUGUUCAUUUUAAUGACGUAAACAUUUAUUUUUAUACAAUGUAUAUGUGACUUAACGAUGUAUCGAUCUUGUAAGUUCGCUUUUCAAGCCAUUGUAAUGUUUCAUUUUCAAAAAUGUAAGUAACUAUUAGCACCUGUCGAUGUUUUAGAACGAUUGAAAAUAGCCAAUUCUGUGUUUGCAUAAAAGGGGGAUUUUGCGUGGAAGACAUUCCUGUCUUUAUUGAUGCACGCUUAUACACGCACUAAACAAAUACAUGUAUAUACUUUUAUAAUAAAUAAAUACUUUUAAACGUUUUCUAUAAUAGUAACUGUGCUUUGUUGUGGAGUUCUUCAACGUAAUUUCUGAAACUCUGAUGAGACCGAACAAAAUAGCAUGUAAUGCCAUUAAUCCCUAUGUGGUCUACCACACAACAGGCCUGCAUUUUGUAUACAUGUAUGUAUAAUUCGCUCGUACCCCCGCCCUGCAAACAGGGCGCUGGUAAGGGCUGAUGAGCUUCACAGAAUCUUGUGAAGGAAGUACAGAUUGACCUUCGCAUGCAGCUAGCGCGCGCUACCCAUGAUGGGCACCGAAAGCUAAUUUGUGUGACGCGUUCUACGUCACAGGUCACGCAAAUCUAUCCAAUGAGAGCUCAAAUGACGUCAGCCCUUACCAGCGUCCUGUUUGCAGGGCGUGGGGUAUGAGCGAAUAUGUAUAACAGAGUCGGAAUUUGGGAAAUCCAAGACGACGGGGGCGUGCUGGUGUAAGGUGUAGGUUUCCCAUCUUCUGAUUGGUCCAUUACAUGCAUAUAUAAUACCUUGUUCUCGACAACACAAACACAAGAUAGGCUUUAGGCCUACGUCUAGUGAGAAAUGUUCCUUCCUCCCUUUAGUUAUUUAAAAGGUAAAAUGAGAAGCGAAAAAAGCUCACUGACUCGAACUCGGAUCACCUGAUUAGAAGUCGGGACUAUUUCCCAAACAGUCCACGAAUCAGCUGCCAAUCGUCGGCAGCUGACACCAUGAAAGCCUUGGACAUCAUGAAUAUGCAUAACGGAGAGGGAACGAUAGAGCGCCCUCUCUGAUAUUGUCCGAUCUCGUUUGGGAAAACAAAACUUCGCUGCCUGCCCGCCCGCGCCCGUCGGUGUCUUGCGUCAUGGGCUUGAAUGCAGUUGGAUAUGUAUACAUGUACAUGUACACUAUUCCAAUUAAUUGUCUGGAACUUCGAGCUAGAGUGAUGGGUCAUAAUUAUUUGAAUUAAAAAAAAAAGACCUUGGCCAAUGACAAGUCAUUUCAAAAAUAACUUUUCAUGCAGCUGCCAAUCGUGAUGUCGCCAAAGAUAUAAAAAAAAACCCAAAGGCUGGGUUACUUUUCUUGUGGAAACUUUUUUUACACACGGUAACAUGAUACACUACGUUCUCAAUACUGAAUCGAUUCGACUACCUCCACGGCACGCAUCACGGCCUUAACGCAAUAGCAUGAACCGAUGUCGGCCCUUAUCAUAUCAAACGCUGACUGAUUCGUUUACAAUAAUGUUGACUGUACAAUGAUGUCUGCAAACAGUACUUUGUGCUUAUAAUAUAGCUCCAUUGAAAAUAGAAAUGCACAGGUAUUUUGUACACAAGACACCAUGUCGUAGUUUAUGUGCACGAAAUCCUAUAGGCUUUACGGUUCACCUCAACUUUGAAGUUGAUCACUGAACGGAUCCCGAAUUUACAUGGCUCAAAAAUGGCAGCAGAAGAGAAAAUGUUGUCUGGACGACCGGCGGAUAUGGCCCGAGAAACGCUUAUUACUGAUCUACUGACGUGCCAACUGUGCUUUAACAGGUAUGACGACGCUAACACGGCGGCUAAAUGUCUGCCAUGCCAGCACGGUUUCUGCGUCGAUUGCCUCGGUCGGUUCACUCGUGGCAAGCCUAAGUUCACAUGUCCGGUCUGUCGGCGGGAUACCACCGUUCCGGAGGGCGGCGUACAGGCUUUACCGGACAACUUCAUCGCGAGACGGCUAAAGGAAGUGGAACACCUUCUGCUUGGGCCUCAGGACGUGACCAGGCCUCACCUCCGCUGUGGAUCGUGCAUCGCCGACGGAGGCCCAGCUGUUAGUGUCUGCUCGCACGCCGAGUGUGUUACUUUCCUUUGCCAGAACUGCGAUCAGGCCCAUCGCACGAUGCGUAAAUUCGACGACCACGUCGUGCACUCGAUUGAGGAUCUGCAAAAGCGGCCAGAGAUUCUGACGUGCAAGGAGCAUAGGCAGAAGCCCUUGUCCCUGUACUGUGAUGAAGAGAGCUGCCAGAAAGUCAUCUGUCUGUCUUGCAAAGCCGCCGCGCACUCUUCUCAUCGCGUGGUCGAUCUGGACAAGAAAUCAUUGGAGGUGAAGGGCGAAUUGCAGAGCCUUGCUGCAGUUGUCGAAAGUAAAAAAACGUCCACGCACCAUAUUUCCGGACAACUCCAAACUGAAAUCAAUCGCACGAGUGAGCUGUUUGACGAAAGAUCCGCCCAGGUUUCAGCAUUCUUCGACGACCUCCACGAACUGUUAAAGAAAAGACACGACGCAGUCAUCGGAGAAUUGAAGAAGAGGUGUUUCGACAUGACGAGGCACAAUAGACAUCUAGCUGACCGCGCUGAGUCUCUAGCUUCCCAGUUUGACUCAGCCUGUCAGUUUGCCGAGAGAGCCUGCAACAUCGGUAACCCCGUGGAUGUACUCAACAAAAGGGCACAAGUCAUCUCUAGGCUGCACGAGCUAAUUGCUCUCGAUCUCGACACGAUACUACCGUUUCAUCCAACUGGAGACACAAGCUUCCUCUCCUUCGAUGAAGAUCGAGACCUCCUCAUUUCUGAUUUUGAGAGGCUCCUUCCGCGCCUUGGGCGGCUCAACGCAUCCGGCGGCAUUGCCACUGUUUCUUCCAAGGUGGAUUUCGUUGAGCGUGCGGCUUCACCCCUGUAUGCCAAGAUCGUGCACAGAGUUCGUAUUACCUCUGAAGAUCCCUCUUGCUCCUUCGACAAUCUCAGUGGGUGUCUGUAUUCGUAUUUACAGUCACCAGACGGUACUACCAGAGAGUGCUCAGAUGUCGAGCAGUGCGGUGAAUCCUUUGAGUUCGAGUUCAAGCCGUUGGAAGCAGGACCUCAUCAGCUGAACAUCAGCCUGUCAGGAGUUCCAAUCAAAGACAGUCCAUUCCUAGUAAACAUUGAAGAAACCCCUCCCUUGACGUCCAACACUGAUGACCAAUCGCCUCCUGCAAGCGACAUCAAAAUGAUAACUGAUGUGACAUGGCCGGAUGCGUUUGUUAAAUGUGAGCACACAAUCGUCGUCAAAUUCUCCGGCCUGGUGAGUCCCCAGUUUCGGUCCGACGUAACUGCGCGGUUUUUCAUGCCCGAUAGUCUCCAGGCAAGCCACGACCCCAAGACCCUCUCAGCUGAGGUCAACAAUCACCAAUAUACCGAGGCACAAGUAAUGACAACCGGAGAGAUAGCAAACUACCGGGUUGUCUACACUCCACCGGUUGCCGGUAAGCUGAUCAUGUCUGUCUUCAUGGACGGUCAGCCCAUCGCCAACAGUCCCUUCGUCAUCAAUGUUAAUCCACUGCACCCAGACUCUACCAUAGUGUCCUCUCAUUUGCUGGGAAAGUGCCCUCCUGGCACCGCUGUCCUUGACAUGCCAUACUCACUGACCCUUCAGACCUGCGAUCAUCAUGGUAAUGGGCUGACUUCCGGAGGCUACAAUAUCACAGCCGGUGUUACAACGUCCAGUUCCCAGGAACCGAAGCGACCAGAUGCCGUCAAAGACAACCAAGACGGCAGCUACACAGUGACCGUCGCGCCUCGUGCACCCGAGCCGCUUAUCGUCAACUUUAAGAUCUGUGGAUACCCGUUGACGUCGGGAAUGCCUUUGGUGAUACCUGUCCAAGACAGCUUACCGUUUGAAGAUCCUCCAGACGGCUACAAGAACCCAUCGGGAAUGGCUGUAGACAUUAACAGGAAGACCGUCUAUAUCGCAGGCACUGUGCGAGCAGGAUGCCACAUUCAUCAGCUGAAGACCGACGGCAGUUUCAUGUCUGCCAAAACGAUCAACCUCUCAUUGCAAUUACUGAAGAAGAGACAGCUGGAUUUGGCGGUGACGCAGGAUGGGAGUCUUUUGGUGUUGGUCCCUUACUUUAAACGUGUGGUAACCUGCGAUUUCGAUGGGAAAAUCCUAAACAGGUGGUCUUGCUCAGAAGACAAUCGUAAGCCUGUCAGUAUCACCCUCUCUGGGGCGGAUCACGUAAUCGUUGGUGAUGGUGACUCGCACAAGCUCUUCAUCCAUCAGCGCAAGGGCGAGAUCGUGGUUCGCAUCCAGCUGCCAGAGGGCGCCCUGUCCGCCGGGACGCACAACGUGUGCGUGGACAGCACACACGAUGACAUACUCGUGGUCACGCACUCCGAGCCGUACCAGAUUCUGCGUUACACCAUAAACGAAAAUCUGGUCUGCACAAUUGACUUGACCGCCAAAAUCACCGAACAGGCCAUGGCGGCGGAGGCAACGCCGGAGGGCGCCCUUAUUCUCAGCUUGCCAAGAAGCAUUCUGGUGCUGGCGUUUACUCCCGACCGUAAGGACAUUGCGGUGGUCAAGGAGUUCAAGACGGACCACGCCUACACACGAUUGGCUGUGAUAGGAGAUGAGUGCUUUGUUGCAUUUGAUCCGGCUGCCAAGCAUCUGGCCAAGUACAGUUACUACCACGGACCUCUAAACCAACUGGACUUCCUUACAAUAUGUCACGUGUGAGGUCAGUCUAGUCACCCACGACGCACCUUCAUCGCGAAGUAAAGCGAGUUUUUUUUAACACUUCAAGGGCCGGGGGCGGAGUCCUCAACUUUUUCCGUGAUACCCUUGCAAAAAAUAUUCCCGACCAGAGUUUUCCUGACAUUUUAGCCUUGAGUCUUGCGCAUCCUUUCGAUUCUUUUGAUACCAAAAACAUACACUUUCAUAAAUGGGUUGCC
Molecule: messenger RNA, 6526 nt
Organism: Patiria miniata (bat star)
Lineage: Eukaryota; Metazoa; Echinodermata; Asteroidea; Valvatida; Asterinidae
Exons: 4
Coding region: 3282-6311 (1009 amino acids)
Biological process (GO): positive regulation of DNA-templated transcription
Cellular component (GO): nucleoplasm; chromatin
Molecular function (GO): zinc ion binding; ubiquitin-protein transferase activity; protein binding
Source: RefSeq, a predicted model, not a curated record